Molecule: messenger RNA, 6345 nt
Organism: Trichophyton benhamiae CBS 112371
Lineage: Eukaryota; Fungi; Ascomycota; Eurotiomycetes; Onygenales; Arthrodermataceae
Product: SNF2 family helicase, putative
Exons: 7
Coding region: 1-6345 (2114 amino acids)
Molecular function (GO): ATP-dependent chromatin remodeler activity; methyltransferase activity; ATP binding
Source: RefSeq, a predicted model, not a curated record
AUGGAUAUAGCAGAGGGAGGCAGUUCUCCGAGAGAGACAGACGCGUCUAACUCGAUAUCUUCUGUGUCAAAUAGCAGUAUACCUUCGCCCCGAACCUCUGAUACGGAUAUUGAAUCACUUCUUGACGCGUCAAUUGAUUUUCCUUCGCGAGAGAAAUGCCUGGAAAGCCCUCCUAAUGUCCGUGAAGAUGUCUCGGAAGAGGUAAGGUCUCUACUGGUAUCAGUGCCUCCCGAGAUACUUAGAGGGAAGUAUACCAUUUUGCCUGGUGAACGACCAAAGCCCGGGCUUGAUAGAUCUCUUCCUCCGAUAUGCAAGAUUGAAGAUAUUUUUGAAGACCUCACUGCCCAGGCUCUGGAGAAUGGCUUCGAUUCUUUCCUCAAACAUAUUGGCUCCCGAGAACUACGCGUUGCGACCAUGUGCUCUGGCACUGAGUCCCCUCUCUUGGCCCUGGAAAUGAUACAAAGCAGUCUUCGACAGCUUACUGGAAAAACAUUCCGCCUCCACCAUCUAUUUAGUGCAGAGAUAGAUGCAUUUAAACAGUCCUACAUACAGAGGAAUUUUUCUCCAGAAAUUAUUUUUAGAGAUGUCAAUGAACUCGUUGCAGAAGAAGCGACUACUGCGUUUGGAUCAGUAAAAAAGGUCCCUACAGAUCCUGAUCUUCUUGUUGUUGGCUUCUCCUGUGUUGAUUUUUCUGCUCUCAACUUUUACCGAAAAACACUCGAGGAGAUGGGAGAGUCUGGACACACCUUCUAUGGAGUCAUUCGAUAUAUGCAAAGGUGCCGUCCAGCAUUGGUUGUCCUGGAGAAUGUUUGCUCUGCCCCCUGGGAGCAAAUCAAAACCAUCUUGCAAGAAAUCGAUUACAAAGGCUAUCAUAUGAAAAUUGAUUCUAAAAACUAUUACCUUCCACAGACUCGGGAAAGAGGAUAUAUGAUUUGCAUUGAUCAGAGAAGGCUGGUGACAGAACCGGUGGGGGAGGCGAAGUCAAAGAAGUUAUCCGCUUUUGCACAGUUGAUGAAGAAAUUGGAGAGACCCGCAAGCUCCCCAGUAACCCAAUUUCUCUUAUCCCACGACGAUAUCCGCCUCCAAGAUGCAGUUAACGAUAUUUCGGCUAAUUCAAACAAGGAGCGUCAAGCAGUUGAUUGGACCAGGUACAAAGCGCGUCAUCUAGGGUAUAGAAUGAGAGAAGGGCUCGGAGAUAAGCGGCCUUUGACCAAGUGGCAGGAAAAUGGCACAUGUCAGAUGCCAGAUUUCUAUUGGCAUGGAUGGAGCAGAACGCAGACGGAGCGAGUUUGGGAUACCCUUGAUGUCAACUUCCUAAGGACCGUUGCACGGGGAUAUGACAUUAACUCUAAAUCCCGCGUCAUUGACCUCUCUCAGGGACUUGAUAGAGAGUUGGACCAGAGGGCUUCCGGUGUUGCUGGAUGCCUAACACCCCGGGGGCAGCAUUUCAUUACUUCUAGAGGUGGCCCGCUUUUGGGAAUUGAAGCUCUCGCCUUGCAAGGAAUUCCAAUCGACAGACUUUUGAUUGGUAACGACGGUCAACGCGAUUUGCACGACUUGGCAGGAAAUGCAAUGACCUCAACUGUAGUGGGAGCUGCUAUCAUCACUGCAUUAACACUUGGGUAUCAAGCAUUGGCUCUUCCCACCGCUCCUUGUGACAUUGACAAUUCAAUUCUCAUUGCUCAGCAACGUUCAAUUGCGCCAAACCACACAAUGGUGCCACUAUUGGCGAACAUUGCAGACGAUAAUGGCAUCCUAACAGGGGAAUUGUACCAGCUUAGCCUCAGAACCGCACGUCUUUGCUACUGUGACGGCCAUACAGGGACAAGGUCUGAUAUUAUUUUGAUCUGUGUCGCUUGUGGUCAUACAGCAUGCUCGAAAUGUGGUAAAAAUCCCCCUCAUUGCUACAGACCGGUAGAAACGGAUGAGCUGAAGCUGCGUCUGCCACCAAUAGAGUUUGAGACACAGGUCAAAACCCGACUGCCCAUGUGCCUCCAAAUCAGUGGCUUGAGCGUCGAUAUGUUCCAGGACCUGCGAGAGUCAGAUAUGCCACCAGAUGUUAAUAAUGCUUGGGAUACGUUCAUAAACACAAUUGAACAUUCUCUCAGUGAUGUUCUUAAAUUCCAGGGGGUAAUGAGACAUAGUGGUUGGACAAUCACUUAUGAAGGCACAAAUUCGUUCCUCAAGCUUACUUGCACUUCAAUCGGACUACAAUGGCUGCUCUAUGUUAUACCCAGUAAAUCAGAACCAAGCAACUCGCCUCUUCGACAAAUGCUAAGCCGUCCCAUUGCCAAAAUGACACCAAGUGGCAGCAGCUUAUUUGAUGGGACAUGGCUAAUUGGAUCACCGAUUAGCUCACAAUUUGACCUUCUGGUUGCAGGUGGUGGUGAUCUGGUUGAUUCUUUGCCAGCCCGAUCCGGCUUGCAACACCCAAGCUUUAGAAACUUGAAAACAUGGUCUAUUCUUCAUAUUGAUGCAAAGACUGAAGAAAUGAGAAAUUUGGAGAUAGACAUCCGUGGCGCUUAUGAACUCCUGCCUGACUGUGGUGCUGCAAGCGGAAGCUUGCGGAAGCGGCUAAAUUCCUCAGGCAGCCCUGUUUAUUUAUUCUUGGAUCCAACAGAAAUUGGACCUCAUCAGUUGGAUUCUUGGGUUUUCUCACUUGAACAUGAGCGGCUUGGUUUUGGACAAGCACGCAAUACAAUAGCCGAAAUUCGGCCAAAUUGGAGCCCUUUGUAUCUCAGCCAUGAUCAAGUUACUGUUCCAUGUUGGUACCGAAAAUGGAGGGAAUCAGCGAGUGUUGCGUUGAGUGUCUACCAAAUAUCACCGCCUCCACAAUUUUCCAUUCCAGGUCCUUCAGAAGUUCUUGCGUCAUUCAGCUGCGCCUGUGACGGUUCUUAUUCCACUAUACUUCAAUGCUCAGUUCCAGCUGAUUUGUCAGAUUUAGAAGUUGUCCCUGGAAUGGUGAAGAAGGAGAAUUUAUUGGAAUCUGCGUCCAUGCUCAAAAAAUUUGGAUGGGUAUUACAGAGGGCAAUUGGUAUUACGCAGUUUGAGAACUGGGAAACAGUUCAAAUAUCCUUUCCUGAUUUCAAACUAAACUGUUCAACGUGUGCCCCUGAGAAACCUCGUCUAGCUUGGGCCCUCGAUGAAAAGGAUCGUGUAUAUGCAUAUGAGAACCCAGAAGAUGCUGCCUCCUUCGAGAGAAGCAUAAAGAGCCGCCCAGCACCGUUCUUGGGAUUUACAACUCUUGAUGAAAGCUCGAUUCUUCACCUUCAGAUUUGCCUGAAUGUUUUAAGCCUUCUCCACAGGGCAGCCGGUAACCUGGGUGUUAAAGAUAAUGUAACUUUGCAAUGGCGCCUGUGUAUAGAUACAACAGGAUUCAUCCCCCGUCGGCUCUUCAAGCUUUUGGAAAAGAAUAAUAAACUGGAUACUCCUCACACGCAGCCUCCAAAUUUUAGACGACACUAUUUACGGCCGGAACAACUACGUUCACUUCAAUGGAUGUGCAAUCAAGAGAGCGAUCAUACCCGAAUUUUUGUGGAAGAGGAAGUGGUUGAAGCUCUUUUACCAAUCAUUAACUGGAGGGCGGAAGGCAAAGCAUCAACAGAGAAGAUGGUCCUCGGAGGAAUUCUUGGAGACGAGGUUGGAUAUGGAAAAACAGCAAUAUCACUUGGGCUUAUUGACGUACAAUACGAAAAAGACGGUGCUACUAUUCCAGCGUCUGUCAAUGGCCGUAUUCCGAUCAAGGCAACUAUGGUUUUGGUUCCUGGCCACCUCUUUGACCAAUGGAAGAGAGAAAUACAUAAAUUUUUGGGGAAUACCUAUAGGAUUUUGGAAGUCAAGACGAACUCCUCGCAUGGUUCUACUACCAUCCGUGAUUUCGAGGAAGCCGACAUUGUCUUGGUAUCUACAUCGGUUUUGAAAGGAACUGCAUACUAUACUAUGAUGGAGUGUUUUGCUGCUGCUCCUGAGGUACCCAAAGGAGAAGGACGAAUAUUUGUUGAAUGGCUUCAUGAUGCCAUCGGCUCAUUAUCCGAUCAGGUAGAUCGACUUCUUACUUCCGGCGCCCUCUCAGUCUUGAAAAAUAUCGAAGAUAGAAAAGAGGAGCUUCGGCAAGGGAACGGCCUAUCUAAGUACAAGCCUUCAAAGCGAUUGAAAGGGCAAAAAUUUCAAGAACAUCUUCAGAAGAUGCGUCAAGCUGCUGGUAUCACUGACCUUCAUGAAACAGCAGGGAAGGAUACGGCAGGUGGAAAUGUCGAUUCUAUUGAUUCAGCUGUUGAACUAGGAAAACGAAAGCGAGACGCCUCCCCAGUUUGUCAAGUUAUGGAGAUACAACAGGAGUCCAAAAAACCAAAAAAGGCUGCACAAACCCGCAAGGAUGGGGGAAAUAUUUCUGUUGAAAUAUUCCAUCUCUGCCAGUCAAGCACUGACUGGAGGAAUGUUCGUUCUCCGCUGCUACAUAUGUUUGAAUUUAACAGAGUCAUAAUCGAUGAAUUCACAUAUUCAAAAGACAGAAAUUAUGCAGCUGCCCUGGCUAUCUCUUCGAGGAAGAAGUGGAUUCUGUCCGGAACUCCCCCGCUAAACAAUUUUGCUGAUGUUAAGUCUUUUUCUCCCUUCCUCGGUAUUAACUUAGGUAUCGAUGAAGAUGACGGCCGGAAAGUCGAGAACGAGAGACUGCGGACUAUUCAACGAGAGAGAACAGUUACCCGACGGAGUACUGUCUGGCAUGAGAGGAGACAUCAGGUCGCUCAGGGAUUCUUGGACCAGUUCAUGAGAAAAAACAUACCUGAUAUAGAUGAUAUUCCCUGGACCGAGCAUAUCAUUGGUGUGUCCCUAUCAGCAGCUGAGCGUGCAGUCUACCUUGAGCUCUUCAUGCAGUUAAUGUCACAGAACCUGAGGUUGAGAAAACAUGGACGCGGGCUAUACGACUCCGAAGAAAUAGCUCGUCUAGAUGAGAUCAUUGGAAAUAGCAGUAGCCCGGAAGAGGCAUUGUGCAAACGCUGCUCAUUGUUUGUCUACAACGACCCUACUUCUUCCACCGAUGCUGCAUUACUGGAGGAAACAGAUGAGAUGAAACUGGUGGAUGACAACCCUCUCAUCCAUACUAGGCGCAAACAAAUAAGCAGUCUUGCAGCAGACAUUAUGUCCAGAGUAAGAAGGGGUCUUUGGCUCCGUGGCCAACUAGACGAAGGCACAACGCAUUUUGAUAGGUUGUUGGAAAGUAUCGAGCAGGAUAGGUUUGGGGAUUUACUGGUUACUGCUGGUAUCAAAAUGCUUUUAAAAAGAGCCAAGGCAAUAUUUGAUCCAAACGAUGGCAGCAUGUUCUACCUUGCGGCACUUGAAAAAAAGAAGAACCCAGACGACCCGAGACCUGAAUUCCCAAAGAACCAAACGGAGCUUAUCAGUGAUCUUAAUUACUGUACAGACAGCUUGCGUCGGCUAGUUUAUGAAACAAUAGCUCAUACUCGGGCCCUACGACUAUAUCAUGCUGUACGAUGCUUCCAAGAUCCUCCUCCAAGCUCAAAGUUCAUUUGCUAUAGCUGCAGUUCAGAGAGGGAAGAUCCUCGGUCACUCUCUAUUUUAGGAGAAUGCGGUCAUAGUACAUGCGAAUCAUGUAUUGAGCGUUGCCAGCUUCAUGAAAGAUGCUUACUAGAGGGAUGCAGCGGAACAGUCCAUGAAUAUCGGAUCAUCAAGUGGACUGACUUGUGCCACUCCGAGCGGCAUACACCAACAGACAAGUUGGCAAAAUAUGGCAGCUCAAAAUUCACAGCAGUUAUCGAUUUGCUUGAAGAUACAGAGAAAGUCCCUGCGGAUGAUCAAGUUUUGCUCUUCAUUCAAUUCCCUGAAUUGAUGGAUGCAGCAUCAAAGGCACUGCAGUCUGUAAGCAUACCGCACACCGUUAUUCAACCUGGAGACCGAACUCCAACCAGCAAAAUAUCCGAAUUUCAGAACGGCAAGGAGUCAGUCAAAAGCAAAGUUUUGAUAUUGAAUCUUGGAGACGUUACUGCAUCAGGGCUGAACCUACAAAAUGCAAAUCACAUCAUAUUUUUUGGCCCCUUGGUUUCCCGAUCACAGUAUGACUAUGACUCCGGGAUGGCACAAGCAAUCGGACGCUCACGACGAUAUGGUCAACUCAAACAUGUUCAUAUUUACCAUGUUUUAGCCCUGAGAACAGUUGAAGUAAAUAUUUUUGAGCAGCGCAGGAAGCAGUAUCUUGCAAAAAGGGGAGAUCAUUUUAUUACAGUCCAGAAGAGCGAGAUCAAAGAAACGGAUGAGGUUGACUGGAAAGGAUUCCCGUUGGAAGGGUCAAACGCAGAGAGCUAUCAGGAUGAUUUUGACGAUAAGUAG